This is a messenger RNA of Plasmopara halstedii, 153 nucleotides long. RefSeq lists its product as uncharacterized. The transcript has 2 exons. The record is from RefSeq and is a predicted model, not a curated record. Bases 1 to 153 code for a protein of 50 amino acids. NCBI's taxonomy places the organism in Eukaryota, Oomycota, Peronosporomycetes, Peronosporales, Peronosporaceae.
AUGUCGUUGAUGAACGACGCGAUCAGCGAUAUUACUCCUAUCAAAAUAGAGGAAGCCGCCGAUCGUGCAUACAUCUUCGAGCUCGCUAUGCAACCGAAGACACCUCAUUCGCUCUCAUGUAUUCAUUUUGCGUUUCUUUCACUUCGACCGUGA